AUGGACACUUACCACCCAUCAACAUGUGUGAAGCACCACACGUCAGCCAGUGCUGAUUCCCGGAGGAAUGUGCAACCUGGUGCAGCAGAUGUAGUUGCCGAUAUUAUGCAAAGGCUGUUGCAGCAGUUGGUUCAAAACGAUCAUAACGAGGCUUUGCAGGAGACCUUUUCGAAACCAAAUGAUGCUGCGGUUUGGCUGAAGACCAUUGCGACAGCGCUGGAAGGGUUGACGCUGCACUUGUCAUGUUCUUCUCAGAAAACACGCUCGCUACUGGACUGGGCAGACGACUUCCUUGUGCAGCUGGGAGCAGCCGUGACAGGCCUGCGUUUGCAGCCGCUGUACGCUGUACUCGCUCGGGGACGACUACGCGCAAUGGAGGCCUUCCGGGCAACGAAGUCCAUGUCGCGCUCGGAAGUCUUCGACGUCUGGAAGGAACCCAUCUUUCAGCAGCUUCAGGUCCUUGUGAAACAAGAAGGAAGAACCGUGAAGUACGGUGAAGUUCCCGCGCAGCUUCAGCCUAUGUUCCAGCUCGCUGGACUGUUGCGAUGCCAGGGGCACGUGGAGCAUGUGGAGCACGUGGAGCACUGGUGCCACAGAGCUCAGUCCUUUGAGUCGCUGCGGCUUCAACUGCCUCCAGGGCCCAUUUCGGCCAUCCUGGCCCUUUGUCAGCUGCAACUUCACUACCAGAUUUUCACAUCCAAUUUUCAGCAGUUCAAGGUCAGCUCAAAAGCUGCAAAAGUUGCCGUUUUUUCUGCUGAGUGCAGCUCUUUUGGGCGCUUGGUCAUUUCCUUGGCGACGGAUCCGGAGUUCCGGGCAGUGCUUGGCUCCAGCGGUGUCAGUCUGGCACUGCAAGCUCUUCGGGCCCAGCUGGAGCACUACAUCUCUGGGGGCAAUGAGAUGGGGCGGAUGCGCUUCCUGCAGGUGCAGGCAUGUGCCCUGCAAGCACAACUGGAUGGAGAUCCAGAGGAUUGCAAGCGGUUCAUGAACCUUGCUCUAGAUGAGUGGCAAGGUGUCGUUCUGGAGCGGUGGUCCGACCUAAGGACUCCUUGUUCUUUGAUGAAAGCACUGGAAUCAGCAGGUGAUCAGCGAAACGCCGGCGUUUCGCUGUGCGUCCGAGACGUGUCGGAUGCCGCGUACAUCAUGGAGACGCUGGACCUUCAUGCCUUGUGCAUGGGAGCACUGGCUCUUUGCCUUGCUUGCACGGUGCAGCAGAAUGGGCGUGAAGCGCUUUCGUGGUUGCAAGGGACUGAUGGUACCGAGCACAACACCUUGCCCAGAAGCAGCCGCGAGGUGUUGGUCAUCCUGCUCUACCGACUGGCGGCUGCCGCCGGCAGAUUGGAUCAAGAUGGCUUUGGCCGGCAAUCCAACCAGGUGGACGCACUUGAGUGGUGGAAGUUUGCAGAGGUCAGAAAAGCAACCUUGGGGGAUGCUCCAGUUGCUCCGAUUGUGACACAGCGCAUGAUUGCUCUCACUAGCAUGCCAGAAAGCUGCUUCUUGUCGCAGUGGCGAUCAGGAGGAUGCAGAUUGGAGGCCUUCAACGCUGACCAAGGACUUCAAGAUGGUCUGAUGUUUGCCGAGGCCUUUUGGUCGUGGUCCCAGUGGUCUGCCAAAUGGCAGGACAUCCAGUGCGGCCAAUGCCCAGGGGGUAGUGCAGUUGGAUGCCAAACGGCAGCUCUGAGGUCUCUGAAAGUUCUCUUUCACGGCCCAAAGGUCUACUCCCAGGGUCAGAAAGAGCCCAGCCAGGCCCUUUCUCCAGAGCUGCUCCGCUGGCCGGCCUGGAGAUCCGGGCUGCUCCAGCUGAGGGUGAUCCACCAGGUGAGCCUUUUGUACGAUUGCCUGGGCGAAUCGGAUCUGGCAAUCGCCUGUGCAGACUGCGGACUUGAGCUCAUGGAGCGAAAGCUAUGUGGCGAUUGUCGCUGGAAGAUUCGGUUUCUGUGUAUUCGGACCAGGUGCGCUGUCUCUUGCUUCUCUGACGUCACAAAGGAGGAGCAUGCUUUGCACGAUAUAGAAGAUCUAUGGAAUCGCAGGAUCCAGGGGCAACCACGCGUAGAGUUGACGACAACUUGCGAAGGAGUUGCGGUCGAGCCGGUCGAGCCCGACGGCACAAUCUCGAGUCCGGGGAUGCCAUGGGAGCUUUUGACCUUGUGGGUGAAUGCAUCCUCCAAACAGCGACGACAAGGAAGGCUGUUGCGACUGCUCUCACAGGCCGAUGAGGCAAAACUUCCAAGUGAAAGUGUCGUUCUUUUGAUUCAGCUGCAGAUGGAAGACCGCUCGGAGCUGUGGACUGAAACAGUACAGCGUCUUCUGAAGAAGAUCUCAGAUCAUCCAUCCAAAGCACCUUUCCCCCGAGCUCUUUGUCCAGCUUUGGCACUGCUGGCACAAGCCCUCUUCAAUGACUUGAAGGACGGCACUUGUCCAGGUGCAGAAGUCAACUGGUCAUGGAGUUUGCUGAAAGCAGCAGCAGAUCUAAAGCAGUGCUGCAUGGUCCUCUCACAACCAGCUGAGCAGCUGAUCGACAGUAUCCAGGUAGCUCCUUCUCUGAAGUCUUUCCUUCAAGUUUGUGCUGCUGCGCUCAGAGGCGCUCUCUUCAUGGGGGAAAGUGCUGUGGCACGGCACUGUGCACAGCUCCUUCUUCGGGUGGAAGAGGUGGUCGGCGCCGCGAGGCCUCCGAGGCCUCCGAGGCCUCCGAACCUUGAGGAAGGAACCAAUUCGCGAGAACGCAGCCCAUCACGUGAAAGUGGAGACAUUGCUUUUUCCAGGGCCCAGUGGAAGCUUUGCAAGCAGGUUGUGCCGUGCGCUUUUGGCGUGUCUCUCCUUUUCAUGACUGAGCUACGAGCCAUGCAACGACGACUCGAAAAGAUGGACCACUGGAGCGCACUUGAACGCCUUGGACCCGGCAGCACUACAUCCAUGCUUGGUGUGAUGGCGGUUGAAGACGUUUGCAGCGGCAACUGGAUGUCCCAACUGGGCUCCGAUAUGUCUUUGGCCUGGCUGCAGGUGGACUGGAAGAGCAGCUCCUUACAGAUUUCACGCUCAGUGGAUGUGAAUCCAGAGCGCUCCGAGCGCCUGUUGUCCCAGCGCCUUCCGUUGCAAUCCCAAGUGCUGCGGGGCCUACAGGAUGAGUUGCAGCAGCUUCAUCGAUCCAAUAGCGAGAAAAUCAAAGAGCUGUGGCAACGGCAGGACAAAAAGUCAGAGGCAGUUCGACUCGAAUUUUGGAGAAGCCGAAAAGGAUUUGAUGAUCAACUGGGAAAGUUGGUGGAGAAGAUUCAGAAGGAAGUGUUGGGAGUUGGCCGCUUCUUACUGGCUCCCUGGCCACAGAGUGCCGCGGCCAAACAGCGUGUUCUGGACUCUUUGCGCUCAUGGCUGACCAAUGAAGCUGCCGAAAUGGCGGAUGGGCUGCGUCUAAAUGGAAGCCUGGAUGACCCAGAGCAGGCUGAGCAUGUUUUUCUUCUGGCACUCCUGCUGAUCGAAGCAGAGAACUUGGAGGUUGCUGAGUUGCUUCUGCUUCUCGGUCAACUUUGGGAUGCUGGCAGAUCUGCUUUGCGGCGCUGGGCCUAUUCCAUGCGCAGGCACAGUUCCGAUCUGCGGGGCAGCCUAAAAGAGCUCAAUGAAGCCUCUGAGGUGCCAUUGUUGCUCUACCUUGACGGCGUCAUGGCACAGUUACCGCUUGAAGCUUGUCCCUGCUUGCGGCAGCGCAAUGUAGUUCGUGGCCUUGCUCCCAGCAUCACGCUCUCCUCUCUAGCCUCGAAACCAGUGGCCGCCGAAGCCACCGGGUUCUUCGUCAUCGACCCCGCGGAGGAUUGCGCUGCCAUGGGCGACGUGAGGCAACUCCUAACCUCCUGGAGUUCCCAUGGCCAGUCCUGGCACGGUCACACGGGCAAACUCCCUGAACCUUCGCGUGUCCUGGAGGAGCUGUGCCGUAAGGACGUCUUUGUCUACCUGGGCCAUGGAGAACGCGUUAGGCAGCUUCUUCGUCACGAGAAGUUGCAAGUUGCAGGGGAAGUGGCUGAGGAAAAUGACAGCAGAAGGGCAGGCCUUCGCUCAACCCUGAUGCUCUUGGGCUGUUCCAGUGUGAAGAUCCAGAAAGGCUCAAUGGAGGGCGACAUCGAAUCCUUCGGCCUGGCCAGUUCGGCCUUGCUGGGGGGCGCCCCUUUGGUGCUGGGCGCGCAGUGGGACGUGUUGGGAGGAGAUCUGGACAAACUUGCCAGCAGGCUUUUACAGCGAUGGCUCAAGGAGGGAAAAACUUCAUGCCCUUCCCGUGGAGGCCUUCUGACCGCCCUGAAAGACUUGCGACCAAAGUGCCUGUUGCCGAAUCUCACCGGAGCUUCCUUGGUUUGCUAUGGUAUUCCAGUUUAGCUGCGCAAGAUCUGAAGCAUGGUUGCUCAGGCAGACGAUUUUCGCUCAACAUUGACAAACAGAUGCUGGUCUCAAAGCGCAAACAACGCUGAGAAGGACAUUCGCUUCUGCCACACACAGUUGGCAACCCCAAAUUGAUAAUUCGAUUCCACAACGGAUCGGGAGUGUUUAGAAUUCGUCUUGAGUAUGAAGCCUUUCAGUCCCUUUGAGGCUGUGUCUAUGGAAAGUGCUUCAGCAUGUAGUUUUUUUCGUUGGAGUGGAUGAGCGCUGCGUUCCGUGCGGCUUUCG
Messenger RNA from Cladocopium goreaui, 4644 nucleotides. The record is from the annotation of a GenBank genome assembly. NCBI's taxonomy places the organism in Eukaryota, Dinophyceae, Suessiales, Symbiodiniaceae.